Molecule: messenger RNA, 3558 nt
Organism: Colletotrichum godetiae
Lineage: Eukaryota; Fungi; Ascomycota; Sordariomycetes; Glomerellales; Glomerellaceae
Product: major facilitator superfamily domain-containing protein
Exons: 7
Coding region: 1-3558 (1185 amino acids)
Biological process (GO): DNA-templated transcription; transmembrane transport
Cellular component (GO): membrane
Molecular function (GO): DNA binding; zinc ion binding; transmembrane transporter activity
Source: RefSeq, a predicted model, not a curated record
AUGAAGCCGAGCGCUACUGUUGACACUGUACACAAUGACGAGGCGCUCAAGGUGCUCGAAGGCUACACCGGCGACUUUGAAUGGACAGAGAAAGAAGAGAAGAAACUCAGAAGAAAGAUAGAUUGGAGAUUGAUGCCAGUGCUAUGCAUGACAUACGGUCUCCAAUAUUAUGACAAAGCUAUGCUUUCGCAGGCGGCUCUCUUCGGAUUGCGAACCGACUUGAACCUGACAGUUGGGGAUCGAUAUUCGAUGUCGGCCGCCAUUUUCUAUCUUGGAUUCAUCGUCGGUGCCUACCCAACCAUGAUUCUGGCUCAACGAUUCCCCAUCGAGCGAGUCGCCUCGGUUAUUGUCACUCUCUGGGGCCUCACCCUGUUACUGACGACUGUAUGCACAAAUUAUCGUAGCCUUUACGCCCAACGAUUUUGCCUCGGGCUGCUAGAGAGCGGAAUCAGUCCAAUGUUCAUGCUCAUCGUCGGAAGUUGGUACAAAAAGAACGAACAAGCCAUGCGCAUGGGUAUCUGGUACAGCUGCACGGGCUACGUUUCGAUAUUCUCUCCACUGAUUAACUAUGGUUUCGGCAAGCUCAACGGCGGUGUCUCUUCAUGGAGAUACAUGUUCUACUUUGCCGGGUCGCUGACAAUUGUCUGGGGUCUUCUCCUGUACUUUGUCCUUCCUCCCGACCCCAUUCGAGCAAAGGGAUUCAAUGAGAGAGAACGAUACAUCUUGGUUGCACGGUUGCGAAGUAACAACUCGGGCGUACGCAACACCCACUACAAGAUGGAGCAAGUUGGCGAGCUGGGUCUUGACAUCAAGUUUUGGUUGGUUUUUGCCAUUGCAUUCCUCUGCAUGAUUGCGAAUGGACCCAUCUCGACAUUUGUUCCCAUCAUCAUCAACGGCUUCGGAUUCAGCACUCUCAACUCCCUUUUACUUACUAUGCCGGCGGGUGCAUAUGGAGGCACUGUACAACUCCUUAUGCCUUACCUGGCAUACAAGUUCAAGAAUUGCCGAACCUGGAUUGUGUUUGGUGCACAGAUGGGAACCACCCUCGCUGCUCUCCUGCUAUGGCUACUCCCGAGGUCUGCCAAAGGGGCUCUUCUCUUCGCAGCCUACAUCUUACCGUCCGUCGGAGGAGGAUACGCCGUUCUUAUGGGUCUUCAGAUUGCCAACACUUCAGGUUACACCAAACGCUCAAUUGCUUCGUCUGGCCUCUACAUUGGAUACUGCCUCGGCAACUUUGUCGGCCCUUUGGUCUUCCGGAAAGAAGAUGCGCCCAACUAUGCCCCUGGCUUCAUCGUUGUUGUGAUUACAUCUCUAGCUGCGGGAGUGCUCAGUCUCGUUUAUAGAUUUGUCUGCAUCUGGUACAACAACAAGCGUGACAAGGCCGGUAUCAUGGAGGGGUUUGAUCACGCCUACGAGGACGAUCUCACCGAUAUGAAGGUGCAAUCCAAGAUCCUUCACUGUGACCGACUACCCCGUUCCCCGCAUUUCUCCGCAGCCGGCCCAAGCUCCAGCACCCCAUCUCCGCCCCCUCGGGCUCUGGGCCCAGGCUCAGACGCAGACUUUCCUCAUCUCACUGCAACCUCGUCUGGUCCGACUUCUGAAGGAUACCAGAGUUGUACGAACUGUGAUGCCUCGGAGAAAGAGUGCCAUCUUCGGCCUUCGAAGCGGACAAAACGGCGACGUCUUGUUCGACCAGGUCACUCAAGUCGUGUCCCAACACCACCAGCGACAUCGGCUUCUGGUGAUGAAGCAACCGCCUCACAAACGGAUGCCGUUGCCGAUGCCAUCCAUGUUCUGUCAACAGGUUUUAAUGAAUUCGUUCCGCCACCUCCACCUUCCCGCUCUCGCAACUCAGUAUCAGAACAGCCUAGACAUGCCUCGUCCCCGUAUUCAGCUGCCCCGAUUAUGCGCUCCCAAGAAGUCCAUCUUGCACUAUCGCCAUCUCAGAGAUCUCAGAGCAGCGAUGCACGCACUGAGGGCGUUGCAGAGAGCCAUACUGGAGAUAUCGACACUGGUUUCUUACAGGUCUAUGCGCCCGAGAAUCAGUCUGACGCUGAGAAACAGGCAUUAAAGGCGUGCUUGGACCACAAGUACAGUCGCUCGAAUCCCCAUGAACAGGAUCUUCAAGAAAGCUUUGCCGAAACCUACUUCGAGUAUUGCUAUGCCUGGUGUCCGGUUUUAGAUUCGGAUACCCUUGCGAGCGAUAUUGCGCGAUCUCCUCUCCUUGCAAAUGCGUUGGCAACUGCAGCAAGCAAUGUGCAACCUCCCCUGGUUCCUUACGAAGGACCGGCCGAGUACUACAAGAGGGCACGUACAAUAUUUUACGAAGAUGAAGAGGCAGAUGGCUUGACUACACUCAUGGCCAUUUCUCUGUUUUAUUGGUGGGCUCCACGGCCCCCAAGCACAGUCCAUCGACACUCGUCAUGGUGGUGGACGUCGGUCCUUAUUCGUCAUGCGCAGCAAAUGAAUCUCCAUCGUGAGCCUACAGCUAGCCAAGUCGUUUCCGGCAACUUGAACCUGGGAUUGCGAAGGAGGAUCUGGUGGACCGCAUUUGCUCGAGAGCGCUUGACUGCCUUGUGUCAGAGUAAGCCAGCGAUCAUCGAUCUCGAUGACUGCAACAUUCAAGAGCCCACGCUAUCGGACUUUCCGAGCGAUGUCAGGUCUCAAAGGAGAGGGGAAAUUUUCAUUUAUUGGGUUCGUCUCUGUGUUAUUAUCGGGAAAAUUGCCAAAACACUCUCACGUUCGACGCUGCCGACGGCGGAGAUUUCACCCGACCAUCACAGACAGGAGCUGGUGGACUGGGUCAAUUCACUCCCUCCACACCUGCAACUACCCAUCGGUUCAGCUCGCACUCAGAACUUUGACAAAGAUGUGCAUCAGUUACACCUUCCAUAUCUCACCACCAUCAUUGUUCUUCACCUCAAACGCUCUGCCAAUACUCUGCCAGAAGCACUUCCUCCAGCUAUUCUAGCAGCAUCCUGUAUCGCGAGGAUACUGCGCGACAUCUUAUCUCGCGGCAAUACCCGGUUUUUGAUGGCCAUUACUUGCUGGUACACUGGGACGGCAUUCAUACCACUUCUCCAGGCCUGUCAAAUCCCGCACCUGGCGAGAGAUGCCAAUGACUGUCUGGAUAUCCUCGUGCGGGCAGCAGACCAGCUUCAGAUUAUGUGGGGUUCCGCCAACGUCAUUCGGCAGGGUUUCUCACGACUAAGGGGUACCGAAUUAGGUGCGGUCAGGGCCGCAAGGCCGGAGGCAGAGACCACUGAGCCCAUCCAUGAUGGGAUUGGGGUUUCCGUUCCUGGUUCGUCAAAUGCCGAGGCAGUGCCAAUGGGCAGAGAAGGCCUGGAUGACUUCGACUGGACUGCACUGUUCCCAUUCGCUACACAACAUACCGGGGGAAUAGCUGACAGUCUCUUGACUGGUUGGGCACAUGGCACAGCGACAAGAGGCUUUCCGUCUCCAGACAAUGCGCUAUUUCACGAGACACUCGUCAAUCAGUUUGAAGAUUUGUUCGAGCCAUUUGUGGAUUAUCGUUUGGACUUCAUGGUUCCUGGAUGA